UUAAUGUAAAGUAUUCUAACUAUAAAGGCAGACACAAGAACGCAAGCUCUCAAUUUUAAUAUUUUUGCCAGGAAAUACAAGUUUUCCACUGCAGUUUUUUGUACCCAAUGUUCGGGACCAAACAUACACAGAGUAUUUAGGGUUAUAAUGUUAAUUACAAAUGCAAAGUAGAUAUGGUAUUGUAAAUGUUUAUUCAGCAGUCAUCAUCGUAACAGUUUACAAUAUUUGGCAUGAUAAAGAUCGAGCUACAAAUGAAGGCGGUUCCAAAGCUUGCCAUGUUAUUUAGGUAACCUAUAGUGCUAGGCUACAAAUUAGCUGAUUUGAAAUUAACAUACCAAGUUAAAAUUGACCAUUCGAAAAUGUCACUCCGCAUGAGAUUGGCCCGCAGUCAACCCAUCAGGCUACUCAGUGGUGUAGCUAAAAAAUGUUGGGCAUUUUCUGGAGCCUAUGUUCUCGCCUGUUUUCUCUUAUAUUGGCUGUACGGUGGCAUAUUCGCAUUCUUUCUGCUAUGCUUCGCUACAACAGGAAUUUUAUAUCACACAGAGGAUCGGCUUCUCUAUCAUCCUGAACUUCCUCCACAUUCACGGGUCUAUGUUCCUGCUCCGUCCAUGUUUAGCUUGCCUUAUCAAAGUGUAUACACUAGAUCUGGAGAUGGCACAAUGCUGCACAUGUUUUUUAUAUCUCAGUCAGAAGAAAAAGCGAAGAAGGUGCCUACACUUUUAUUUUUUCAUGGCAAUGCUGGAAACAUGGGACAUAGGCUUCAGAAUGUCGCUGGAUUAUAUCGGAAGUUGGAGUGUAAUAUUCUCAUGCUAGAGUAUAGAGGCUAUGGACUUUCACAAGGUUCUCCAUCUGAAGAAGGCCUUUAUAUGGAUGCCAGAGCUGGGUUGGACUAUUUAUCUACCCGCACUGACAUCAAUACCGAUGAAAUUAUCAUUUUUGGAAGAUCUCUAGGUGGAGGGGUAGCGAUCGAUUUGGCGAGUAGGCCAGAAUAUGCUAAAAAAAUUUGGUGUCUCAUUUUAGAAAAUACAUUUACAAGCAUACCAGAUAUGGCAGCCCUUCUUGUUGGCUCUAAACUGCUCCAAUAUCUUCCCCUGUUCUGUUAUAAAAAUAAGUAUAUGUCAUUGCAGAAAAUUAGCUCGGUGACCGUACCGAGCUUAUUUAUAUCUGGUUUGGCGGAUACUUUGGUACCACCGAGAAUGAUGACUGAAUUAUACGAGCGCUGUGGAAGUUCGUACAAAGGAAUGCUACCGGUGCCUAAUGGCACUCACAACGAAACAUGGAAUCAGUCGGGCUACUAUACAAGUAUAUCAUCUUUCCUAAGUCAAUUGAGGGAGAAUCCACCGGCUAGGGUAACAACGAGUCAUUGGCAGAUAGAUCACGUGUAAUGACAAUAGUUUUACAACGCUCAAUAUUGCGUCCAAAAAUAUUUUAGUGUACAAUUUAGUGCUAUAUUUAGUACGAGAAUAUUUAUCUCAUAAACAAAAAAGUACAUGAAUUAUAUUCUUAAUAUGACUUUCUAUGAUACUAAUAAUGCAAGUAAUCGAAUAUUAAUAAGGAACAUGUAAUUUAGUUAAUUAAAUUAACUGGAUCAAUCGUCCAAAGUAGAUGAGCAGAUCAAAAGUCUUCAAUAGCCAAAGCUUGAAAAUAGUUCCAUAGUUUUUUCAAUCGGUUCUAGUUUACGUAAAUAAUAGUAUGAAGCCGAAUAUUUUGUAGUUUUUAUUCAGCACAUGUGUCGAACAAUUUUAUGAAGGUCUGAGGUCAAACUCUUUUCCCAAUCUGUUUUCAUUUCUGGUGAUAUUGCUUUUGCAAAAAAUUCGAUAGGUCUUCCAAAUAUAUUCUAUUAUUAGCGCAUGAUAAUUAUCUCAAUCAAAUUUAGUUCUAAUUUCUUAUAACAGGCAGUAAAUCUCAUACGUAUUCAUGUAACGAAACGUUACGGUCUCUCGCGCAAAAAUCUCUACCCUAUAAAAUUGAAAUGAUUUGUUUUAUUUUAUCUUUAUUUCCGAAAUUACUCGACGAUAAUUGAUUGACACAGUAGUUACUUGUGCUGUUGUGAUUUUUUUUCGUUCGCAAUUCAGCUUGUAGAAGAGAGUCAAUUCAUAGAUUGUAAAUAUAUAGUAUACGUAUGUACAUAUGAACAGAAAAAAACAAUCGAAAUUGUUACAAUAUUACACGAAUUAGAUAGAGCACAUCACGAUUCCAUGCAGAUCACAUGCGGGAUCGUUAGUGAAUAUGUAAUGAAAAAAAUCAGUCAAUAUCUAGGUAUAUAAUAUUGUGUAACAUGUCUUAUUGGCAGUAUAAUAUCGCACAGUCCACGAGCAUCAUGUUCGGGAGCUUGAGAUUUAUAUUUUUAUUUUAAUAUGUGUAACACGUGAAUCACGUACAUAAAUGACGGUGUAUCAUGCAUUAACGAACAAAUUAUUUCAAAUUUAAACCAAUAGCGACGUGAAAAUUAAAUCUUCAACUCUAACAACAAUAAAAAAAGACGAAUAAUUAUGAGGUGA
Messenger RNA from Athalia rosae (coleseed sawfly), 2501 nucleotides. RefSeq names its product protein ABHD13 (gene Bem46). Gene Ontology annotation, cellular component: membrane. Gene Ontology annotation, molecular function: palmitoyl-(protein) hydrolase activity. The transcript is spliced from 5 exons. The record is from RefSeq and is a predicted model, not a curated record. NCBI's taxonomy places the organism in Eukaryota, Metazoa, Arthropoda, Insecta, Hymenoptera, Athaliidae. Bases 360 to 1385 code for a protein of 341 amino acids.